Messenger RNA from Volvox carteri f. nagariensis, 567 nucleotides. RefSeq lists its product as uncharacterized. The transcript has 5 exons. The annotation marks the transcript as partial. NCBI's taxonomy places the organism in Eukaryota, Viridiplantae, Chlorophyta, Chlorophyceae, Chlamydomonadales, Volvocaceae. The record is from RefSeq and is a predicted model, not a curated record. Gene Ontology annotation, cellular component: membrane.
GUGCGCCUCAACGGAUCUACCAGCGGUCGUGUGGAGGUAUGCCUGAACGGCACUUGGGGCAGCAUUUGCGACGAUGAAUGGGACGACCUGGAUGCGGACGUCGCCUGCCGGCAGAUGGGCUUCGCAGGAGGCAGCGCCGUCGACGGAGUUCAGACCACCGCUGGACCUGCCGGCAUGCGCGUGUGGCUCUCCCAGGUCAAUUGCACGGGAACCGAGUCGGGCCUUUCAGCCUGCACGCAGGGGGCGCCACCAGGCUCAAGCCGUUGCACACACGCCAGGGACGCCGGUGCAACAUGCUGGAGUGCCGGCACACCGGAAGUCCCCGCCGCCAUCCCGUACACGGCCCCUUCAUCCGGAGGCCGUGUGGAGUUCUGCUACAACGGCCUGUGGGGCACCAUUUGCCAGGAUGCCUGGGCGCCCCCUGAGGCACGAGUAGUUUGCCGCUCCCUAGGCUACGCGUACGGCGGUACAGCGGGUACGGCCGCCUUCGGCAUCGCGCGCGCAGACCAGCCGAUUUGGUUGUCCAACCUCGCUUGCGACGGCACGGAAUCGUCUCUAAGCCAAUGC